Messenger RNA from Phaeodactylum tricornutum CCAP 1055/1, 1365 nucleotides. RefSeq lists its product with no specific name. The transcript has a single exon. The coding region runs from base 1 to 1365 and encodes 454 amino acids. Lineage: Eukaryota; Bacillariophyta; Bacillariophyceae; Surirellales; Neidiaceae. The record is from RefSeq and is a predicted model, not a curated record.
AUGAAGGGACAAUCGUUGGAUCGUCGAAAAGCACGACCCAGCAGCAGUAGUUUGUCGGUUCCGGAUGCUACCACGACUUCGACUAUCGGUAGUCCUGCUAACGGAUGGGAACAUCCGGUAGACACGGGAAGCUGGACGAACCAAAGACUUUCGUACACGAGCAACGCGAUCGAUCGAGUUGGUAGCGAGACUUUUGAGGCUCGUUCCUCCCCUCUCUGGUCUACUUUGUUCGGAUGGUAUUCUCGCCCCCAAUCGCUUUUGCCCUCGCCCGCUGCAACUGUGACUCGACAAAGUAAAGCGCAUCGGGAUGUGUUGGAACUAGUGGCAAUGGAGCAAGGCAUCGAAAGCAGCGGCAUCGACAUUGACAGAGUCUCUCUCGAAAUCUUGCAGAAAGCCAGGUGCAAUGCCGAUACCGAUACCCGCAAUGUUGCCAAUACCAGUGCUUCCGAGAAUUUCUUCGGUUACGACGACGUUGACUUGGCGUCGGAAGAGAGUUUGGCUUCAUCGGAAGACAAUGAUGAUACGCACCUGCUCAUUGAAAGUCCCACCGUAGAGGAAUUACGGAAAUCCGUUCUUCUCCGUCGUCGAUCGCGGAUCCUCCCAGAAGUCGGCGAUCUGGAGACCUACUCAGCUCAACGCCAGAUGACAGCAACACAAGAACGCUGGAAUGCCUUGACCAUGCUCCCGAGUCCCUGCUUUUGUAUGUUCUAUCUACUUUCCGGCGCAUGGAUUCGGAAUUACGAGGCUCCGUACACCGCUAACUCGUUUGAUGACAUCGACUUGACCAAGUGUUUGCUUCCAUCGUCCUCGUGGUGGCAUAACAUGCCUUCUUUACCUCCCAUCCCGGUGGUUUGUGUGGCACUUGGAAUAACUCUACACGCCCCCUUUUCCAUUCUGUACCACUGGAGGUAUGCUCACCGUUUAAGCGGUCUGGCACGGACCACACACUGGAGCCGUCGGCUGGAUCAGAUCAUGAUUCACGUAGCUUCAACCGCAUUGACGUACGCCUCGAGCGGAUCGUGGGACUUUUUGGUAGCCAACGUGCUGUUCAAUGCCGACUGUGUAUACCGUCAGUGUAUGCCGGUGGUGGAACCCCGUCGCAACCAAAUGCGUAUUACUAUUUCCAUCCUGGCCUACUUGAUACCGAUUCUGCACCGUGGACUCGUGCUUUGUUUUGUAAAGCUACUGUGCCUGGGCAUGAUAGGGUUCUGGUUGUUUACGCGGUAUCCCAUUGGUGGUUGGUCGCACGCGGUCUUCCAUCUAGUCAUGGGCUUGUCACCGCCUCUAGUCAUGGAAGUGGCAUUGACCUUGGAAGCUUCGCAACCUGCUAUGCAACAAGCCGCAGCCUGUAUGGCAAACUACUAG